Carassius carassius (crucian carp) is the source of this 1124-nucleotide messenger RNA. It is a transcript of the gene anxa13l, whose product is annotated as annexin A13, like. The record is from RefSeq and is a predicted model, not a curated record. Lineage: Eukaryota; Metazoa; Chordata; Actinopteri; Cypriniformes; Cyprinidae. The transcript is spliced from 11 exons. Gene Ontology annotation, molecular function: calcium-dependent phospholipid binding; calcium ion binding. Bases 47 to 1021 code for a protein of 324 amino acids. Gene Ontology annotation, cellular component: cytoplasm.
GGAUGCGGAGUCAAAAGAUGCGUCAUGAGAGAGCGAGCGCACAUUCAUGGAAACACAUCAACAUCAUAAGAUGGGCAACGUUCAACCGACAGUAACUCCUUAUGAGGACUUUGAUGUGGUGGCAGACAUCAAGGCCAUCCGUAAGGCCUGCAAAGGAAUGGGAACAGACGAGGAGACCAUCAUUUCCAUCCUAGCAAACCGCUCUGCAGCCCAGCGGGUGGAGAUUAAACAAGCCUACUUUGAGAAAUAUGACGACGAGUUGGAGGAAGUCUUGAAGAAUGAACUCACUGGAAACUUUGAGAAAGCAAUUAUAGCCAUGCUGGAUCCUCCUCACAUCUUCAUGGCUAAAGAGCUGAGGAAAGCCAUGAAGGGUGCUGGGACAGAUGAGGACGUGCUGGUGGAGAUCCUCUGCACCAGCACCAAUCAGGAUAUUAUGAAUUGCAAAGAGACGUAUAUGCAAAUUCAUGAGCGGGAUCUGGAGGCUGAUAUUGAAGAUGACACUAGUGGAGAAGUGAGGAAUCUUCUGGUUUCUCUCCUACAGGCCAACAGGGAUGAGUCUUAUGAAGUGGAUGAAGCACUGGCAGAGCACGAUGCAACAUCAUUGUUUGAGGCAGGUGAAGGCCGCUUUGGCACAGACGAGUCCACUUUCACCUACAUCCUCACUCACAGGAACUACCUACAGCUUCAGGCCACCUUCAAGUUAUAUGAAACUCUCUCUGGAACAGAUAUCCUGGAUGCGAUCGACAGUGAGGCUGCAGGAACAUUAAAGGACUGUUACAUUACUCUGGUGCGAUGUGCUAAAAACCCGCAGCUGUAUUUCGCCCGUCGUCUGAGCGCUGCCAUGAAAGGAGCCGGGACAGACGAGGACACGCUCAUACGUAUUAUUGUGGGACGCUCUGAGGUGGAUCUGGAGACCAUCAAGGACAUGUACUUGGACAAAUAUGACGUGACCUUGAAGGAUGCCCUGAGCUCAGAGUGCGGCGGUGACUUCAAGCGCCUCCUCAAAGAAAUACUUCACUGAGUCACCGUCAGGUGGAGCCAAUAACUAACCCUACUGAUGAAAGUGCUUACAACACUGCCAUUUAAUAACACAUAGGUUCACCUCUUACUGUACAAGUGAACAC